Messenger RNA from Lotus japonicus, 958 nucleotides. Its product is annotated as 40S ribosomal protein S5. The record is from RefSeq and is a predicted model, not a curated record. Gene Ontology annotation, cellular component: ribosome; cytosolic small ribosomal subunit. The coding region runs from base 161 to 775 and encodes 204 amino acids. NCBI's taxonomy places the organism in Eukaryota, Viridiplantae, Streptophyta, Magnoliopsida, Fabales, Fabaceae. Gene Ontology annotation, biological process: ribosomal small subunit assembly; translation. Gene Ontology annotation, molecular function: rRNA binding; mRNA binding; structural constituent of ribosome. The transcript has 5 exons.
GGUGCCUGGGUGCAUUUUCCCCUUAUAUUUUCAUGGGCUCGCACUAUAUAAACACCUAAACUAGGGUUUUGUUUCUCGUCACAGUUGAGCUGCCCCAGUGAGCGAGCGAGAACGCUUGGAAGCACAGAGCCGCCGCCUCAUCCUCCUCUGCAACUCAACAAUGGCUGAAACCGUCGCUGUCGAAGUUGAUCCCUCCCAAAUCGAGGUCAAGCUCUUCAACAGGUGGAGCUACGACGAUGUUCAGGUUACUGACAUAUCUUUGGCUGAUUACGUCGGAGUGGUGGCAUCGAAGCACGCAACAUAUGUUCCUCACACUGCUGGUAGGUACUCUGUCAAGCGUUUCAGGAAGGCCCAGUGUCCUAUCAUUGAGAGGCUCACCAACUCUCUCAUGAUGCACGGGAGAAACAAUGGAAAGAAAUUGAUGGCUGUCAGGAUUAUCAAGCAUGCUAUGGAAAUCAUUCACUUGCUGACUGACCUCAACCCAAUUCAAGUUAUCGUCGAUGCUGUCAUCAACAGUGGUCCUCGUGAAGAUGCAACCCGAAUUGGGUCUGCUGGAGUUGUUAGGCGUCAAGCUGUUGAUAUUUCUCCCCUUCGCCGUGUUAACCAGGCUAUCUACCUCCUAACAACAGGUGCACGUGAAGCGGCUUUUAGAAACAUAAAGACAAUUGCUGAAUGCUUGGCUGAUGAACUUAUUAACGCAGCAAAAGGUUCAUCCAACAGCUAUGCUAUCAAGAAAAAGGAUGAGAUUGAGCGAGUUGCCAAGGCUAAUCGUUAAACAGCAUUUGGAAGUAGCCGUAGUCAUGAGAAAUAUUUUGAUUUUGCCCAUGUACUUCAUUUAUUAAACUUAACUGUUUUUGAAUCUUGGUGUAAUACUUUUGCUGGUUACUUUUCAGUGUUUUGUUGGUGAAUUCACAUUUUAUGGACAAUUUUUAUAAGAAGUGGCAAUGUUUUUCAAAAA